AUGUGGCAAAACUUGGUCCGCCCUGACAAAUUCACAUUUCCUUUUGUACUCAAAGCCUGUGCAAAUAUUCGUGCGCUUGAAGAAGGAAAACAAAUACAUUGCCAGGUUUUGAAGAGUCCUUUUAGGCAAGACACGUAUGUGCUGGAUUCCUUGCUUCUUAUGUAUUCAAAGUGUGGUAAAAUUGAAGAUGCACGCCUUGCGUUUGAUUUAUUGCCUCAUAAAAGAUUGAUUUGCUGGAAUAUGAUGAUUGACGGGUAUGUGAAGCAUGGAGAUUUGGACACUGCACGGGAAUUAUUUGAUUAUAUGCCUCAACGAGAUAUUUUCUCGUGGAAUGUGAUGAUCGAUGGGUAUGCAAAGUAUGAACAAAUUGGUGCUGCCAGGAAUUUGUUUGAUGAAAUGCCAAUCAGAGAUAUUAUCUCGUGGAAUUCCAUGAUCGCUGGUUAUGCGAAAUGUGGGGAUAUGGAAUCCGCAAAGGACUUAUUUGAUCAAAUGCCCUUAAAAGAUGUGGUUACUUGGGGCAUCAUGAUCAACGGAUAUUCUAAAAGUGGACAUGUUGAGAUUGGACACUGCUGUUUUGAAAAAGUUCCACACAAGAGCUUGAUAACAUGGAAUUCUUUAAUCCGUGGUUAUGCAAAAUGUGAGAGCAUUGAGAGUGCAUAUAAAUUAUUUGCUAUAAUGCCAGUUAAGAAUUCAGUCUCAUACAACAUCAUGCUUGAUGCAUACGUGAAGGGUGGAAAAAUAGAAAUGGCCUAUCAGUUAUUCAAUACAAUGGCCGAUAAAGACAUUGUUGCUUGGAAUGUUAUGAUUGAUGGAUACGCUAGGAUUGGAAACAUGGAAUUCGCUAGGGUAUUAUUUGAUACUUUGCCGUAUAGGGACAUAAUUUCAUGGAAUGCACUGAUUUCUGGCUACAAACAAAAUGGUUUUCCCGAAGAAGCCAUUUUACUUUUCUGUGAAAUGCUUGAGAGCGGAGGAAAACCUGAUUGCUGUACCUUGGCAACAGUUCUUUCUGUCAUUGCUGACUUGGGCCUAUAUGUACAGGGAACAUGGGUUCACGCCUAUGCUGAAAGAAAAAGCUAUCCGGUCAGUGGCAUGGUUGGCGUCUCCCUCAUAGACAUGUACUCCAAGUGUGGGUAUGUAGGUAUGGCUCUACAGUUUUUUAAUCACAUUCCUCGGAAAACCAGGGAUCACUGGAACUCAAUGAUAUCAGGUGUUGCGAUACAUGGUUUUGGCAGUCUUGCUGUUUCCCUAUUUGAGCAGAUGGAACUGUCUAAUGUAGAACCUGAUGAUAUAACUUUUGUCAAUAUUCUAAAUGCUUGCAGCCAUGCUGGCUUAGUGCACGAAGGUCAGCUGUACUUUGAGCUUAUGAGAUCCAAGUACAGACUUUGUCCUACGAUCCAGCACUAUGGCUGCAUGGUUGACCUUCUAAGUCGAUCUGGAGGUUUGGAUGCAGCAAUGAAAUUGGUGACCAGCAUGCCAAUAAGACCCAAUGAUGUUGUCUGGAGGGCCCUCCUUGCUGCUUCUACUAAUCAUGGCAACACAGAAAUUGCAGAGCGUGCAGCAAGGCAUCUUUUUGAGUUGGAGCCGAAUGAUAGUAGUUCUUAUGUUCUGUUGUCUAGUAUUUAUGUUUCCAGGUGCCAAUUUGAAAGUGCCAGUAAAAUGUGGAAGCUAAUGAAAGAUAGAUCAAUUAGAAAGAACCCCGGCUGUAGUUCUAUUGAAUUGCAUGGGGAAGUUCAUGAAUUUAGAGUGGGAGAUAGUUUAGAUGAUGAUGUUCUGAAGAUCCAUCACUCGUUGAGGAGCAUUAGUCAAGACUUAAUGAUGGAAGACAUAGGUGGUGUUGAGGAGGAUUAG
Messenger RNA from Spirodela intermedia, 1848 nucleotides. NCBI's taxonomy places the organism in Eukaryota, Viridiplantae, Streptophyta, Magnoliopsida, Alismatales, Araceae. The record is from the annotation of a GenBank genome assembly.